GUUUAGGUGACCUUUGGGAUUGCCAUGAUUCCAAAUAUUCUGGCUUCAAUUUAUUUACCAAAAAGUUCACCAAAGAUCACUUGAUUUUUCAUCCAAUCAAGAAACUUGAUUAUCGCUUAAUCCAUGUAAAAAGCAUUCAAGAUAGACUUUCAGCUAUCAAAGCUAAUGGCGCAAUGUCUAUUGAAUUAUUAUCUGGUAUUAUCGAAGUAGAAGGGUCUGAUGGAUAUACUGUUUCUUCUGACAAAAAUUCUAACGAAGAACAACUUAUAUGCCAGUAUCAUCUAGAUAAUUAUUUCAUCGAAUUGCUUCCCUGUACCAAAGACGUGAUAGAUGAAGGUGUCAAAGAUCAGCUUCUCACUAAUAAGAUCAAAGCAACGCAUAUUGUACGUCGUAUAAUUAUAGGCGCUGAAGUAAAUGCAGAUAUAAGAAUCAGACAAAUCGAUAGAACUAGAGACGAGACAAUUAAAGAUGGCUAUCUUGGAAAACUGUCAUGUGGUUUGGUGAGUGCUUCUUUGAAGGCCAGCCUUGAAACCUUGGAUUCGGAAAAUGUCAAAAAGCUAAUCACUAUUCAUUCAAGACCACAAAUACAUCAACAACCAUCAACUAUAAGCCAAAUGUUUAAUUCGAUAGAGAAAGUGGACAUGCAAAUAUCAAAAGAAAGGCAUUUCGAAUUCCUUGAUCCAAAUAUCACAGGUGUUCCCCUUCGGUUUGUGCUUGUACCUAUCACCCAAUUUCUGGACAUAAAAGUUGAAAAACUUUACAAACAGCUAGAUAAUAACAUUUUAAAUAAUUUCUGUACGAUGCUUGUGACUCUUAAAGAUUUCCAAUCCCCUGAAUAUGUCAAAAGUUGCGUUCUAGAAAAUGAAAAUCGUCUACAAACUAUCUUGUCAGAUCCUCAAUCAGAAUUAUCAAAAAAAAUAGCAGAAUAUGAAAAGGAAUUAAAAAUAGAAGCCAGUAAAUAUUUUCAACAAGCAUAUGAGGAGCUUAAAAAUUACAAGAUAGCAAAGUGCAAUUCUGAUCAGCUUCUUCAAGUCAUGAAUGACUUUGAUAG
This is a messenger RNA of Ambispora leptoticha, 1051 nucleotides long. The record is from the annotation of a GenBank genome assembly. Lineage: Eukaryota; Fungi; Glomeromycota; Glomeromycetes; Archaeosporales; Ambisporaceae.